CUUAUAAUGAAGCGCGCCCAUAACUUCAUUGUGGUUCAAAUUGAUUGAGCAAAUCAUUUUCGUGAAAUAUCAAAGCAUCGUUUAUCUUGCGGUUAUCCUUCCUGUGAGCUUUUCGAUUGGUAACCUCAUUAUCUGCGAGUUUUGAUGAAUAUGUGGUUCGCCUAUCAUGCAUCUUUAUGCCAACCCGGACCGAAGGCGUUUUUAUAUGGCCUGUCACUGCAGCAUCGUGGCGGAAGCUGUAAAAUCGUUGAAAUGCUAUAAUGUCUCAAGUUAGCUGUCAAAAAUGUCCUCCUAUUUCCGUACUUCAGUGGAAGCCAGCGAAUAGCCAUUGGCAUCAGCGCCGGGUCUAUAGCGAUGAAUUUCAUGGCAAUGACAGUUGCCAGGCGAUAUACGCAGAAUCACAGAUAUGUAUAAUUCUUGCAAGUGCCAACGAGAUUCGCGCAUGUCUCUCGUGCCGAAAUUCGUUCACCAAGACAUUCUCUAUUCCUCAGAUAUGGUGGUCGGAUUACUGCCGAAAUUCGAAUGGAUACCUUGGAAGUGAUAUAAGCAGACAUAAUGGAGUUGUCACGGGGUUCAGUACGUGGGCUUAUUUUGAGGUCAAGCAUUUGGAUGCUAAGAUGCAGUAUCAAUGGCACAAAAUGAACAUAUUUAUACGAUGGCUAGCCCCUACAAAGCAGACAAUCAUCCUCGCUUUCGAUACGCGGUCUCCUAUAGUAGAGCGCAUACCGGAUUCGCUUCAGAAUCCAGACCCUAGCUGUCUCGGAGAUCCGUUUUGGGUUUACGCCCGGUUAGCCAGCGACGUGGUAGACCUCCAAGACUCUGCCGUCUGGGCUAUUCGUAACCAGGUGAGGGCAAUAGAGACGGAGAGGAAGCCGAAAGGCAAACCGCAACCGGACUACAGACAUCUUCACGAUGUCGCUCGACACGCUAUUCACGUAACCGAGUCUCUCAAUGUUGCUGCAGAAAGCAUGGGAGGUAUUCUGAAACAGCACGAUGAAUUUUUAAGCCAGAACUUCCCAGCCCAGAUGAUACAGACUGACGCCUCGGAGGCUGUCCACCGCCAGCUGCUUUUCUGCAGACAUAUGCUUAACAACCUCCGCCACCGGUCCAUCUCUAAUCGCGAAAGGUUACAGAACGAGAUUCAACUUGCAUUUAAUACUGUCGCCCAGUACGAUGCGGGGAUUUCCGUCCAGAUAGGACGUGCCGCCCAGUUAGAUGGCGCAUCAAUGAGGAAGGUUGCUUUCGUCACUAUGAUGUUUUUGCCAGCUACUUUCCUCUCCGCUGUUUUUAGCAUGUCGUUCUUCGACUUCCAAGCCGACUCCGGCUCUUGGAACGUAUCGAGCAAGUUCUGGAUUUAUUGGGCGUUUGCAAUUCCGAUUACCAUUGCUACCAGUCUUUUGUGGCAUUUCUGGCAUAAAGUCUUCCCUCUUACGCCUGUGGAGUAGUUGGUAAGGGGUAUAGUACCGCGUUGUGGCGUUAUGCGAAAGAAAAGUUUAACAUCCAAAACUGACCGGAUUUGCAACCGACUGCAACUGUUUGUGCCCUGAUGGUUGAACAAGUAGGGCGAUACUCGGGAGGCAGCCAAAUAGCAUUAUUGCCAUUGCAGUUAAUCCAUUCUACGUGUAUCCUUAGGUCUCGUAGACGCCUAAAAUCGUUGGGAGGCUGGGGUGGGGGGAUAGAUUCUGGGGAGAGAAAGGACGGUUAUAACUACCUACCUUGGGAAAGUGUAGUGUCGCGCGACUUGAUUCGAACAUAAAUAUAUCAAGGCGGUCCCCAAAGGCGUGAAGUCUACGCCCCAAA
This is a messenger RNA of Daldinia loculata, 1800 nucleotides long. RefSeq lists its product as uncharacterized. Bases 261 to 1445 code for a protein of 394 amino acids. The transcript has 5 exons. Gene Ontology annotation, molecular function: cobalt ion transmembrane transporter activity; cobalt ion binding; magnesium ion binding. Lineage: Eukaryota; Fungi; Ascomycota; Sordariomycetes; Xylariales; Hypoxylaceae. The record is from RefSeq and is a predicted model, not a curated record.